Messenger RNA from Eurytemora carolleeae, 1526 nucleotides. Its product is annotated as cytochrome P450 2J6. Gene Ontology annotation, cellular component: intracellular membrane-bounded organelle; cytoplasm. Lineage: Eukaryota; Metazoa; Arthropoda; Copepoda; Calanoida; Temoridae. The coding region runs from base 9 to 1466 and encodes 485 amino acids. Gene Ontology annotation, biological process: xenobiotic metabolic process. Gene Ontology annotation, molecular function: oxidoreductase activity, acting on paired donors, with incorporation or reduction of molecular oxygen, reduced flavin or flavoprotein as one donor, and incorporation of one atom of oxygen; iron ion binding; heme binding. The record is from RefSeq and is a predicted model, not a curated record. The transcript has 8 exons.
ACGAAAGCAUGUUUACAGUUCUACUAGCUCUAGUUUUAAUACUUGCUUGUUACUGGUUAACUGCUGGAGUAUCUAGGAAACUACCUGGACCAAGGGCAUAUCCACUUAUAGGAUCAACAAUAUGGCUUAAGUCUAAAAAAGGAUGGUUUGAUUGGGCCAUGGAACCAAGUGUGACAAAAAAUCCAAUAUCAUGUGUUCAAAUCGGACCAACCAAGAACCUACAUAUCAUUAAUGAUUUUGAUAUUGCAAAGGAACUAUUUUCUAAAGACAUAUUCUCUCAUCGUUCUUGCCUUGGUUACCAACUCAAACAUAGGUUUGUGGAGGUGGAUAAACCUUCAGGUAUAAUCCUAACCAAUGGUGAGCAGUGGAGUAACCAGCGAAGGUUUGCACUAAAAAAUCUUAGAGAUUUUGGAUUUGGUAAACAGUCCCUUGAAGGGGUGAUGAAUUUUGAGAUUGAUGAAUUAAUUGAUGGAUAUAGAAGCAGGUCGGGUGAUAUACUGAUCAGUACAGAUUUCAAUAUACCAAUUAUCAGUAUACUCUGGCAGAUUGUUGCAGGAUCAAGAAUAACUUUAGAGGACUCAGAAUCUGUAAAAAUGGUCGAUCUUGUCACAGAAAUAUUUUCUAAAGGUUUUGGACUUUUAAUGAUUCUACCCUUGAGAAUAUUACAAUUUUUUCCUAAUAUAACCGGGUAUUCUGAUAGAGCCAAUAUUAUGGAGGAACACAAGGCAUACAUGUUAAAAAUCAUUACUGAGCAUGAAGCAAGCUUUCAAACCGGGCAACAUAGAGACUUUAUUGAUGUGUACUUAGCUCAGAUGAUGGCGGAUAAAACUGGAAAAUACACGAAGGGAGAUCUUUGUUCAGCAAUGUUAGAUUUUUUCCAUGCUGGGACAGAAACAUCAUCAACUAGUCUCAAGUGGGCUCUCCUCUUCCUAGCACUUAAUCAGGAGGAUCAAGAGCUGUGUAGAAAAGAGAUAAAACAAAUAGUUGGAGACACCAGACCACAGGUUUCUCAUAUGCCAGAUCUUCCAUAUACAAUGGCCACAAUAACAGAGAUACAGAGAUUAGCUAGUGUUGCUCCGAUGUCGUUACAACAUGAAACAUCGUCAAAAUAUACUCAUCAAGAUUACACAUUUCAAAAGGGAUCCCUGGUUCUGGUUAAUCUCAGUUUUAUAAUGAAAGAUCCAAAAUAUUUUGAGAAUCCCCUGAAGUUUAAUCCACACAGAUUUCUGGAUCAAGAUGGAAAAUUUGUCAAGAAUGAAAGAAUAAUCCCUUUUGGUAUAGGUAAAAGGUUCUGUAUGGGUGAGGUGUUGGCUAGAAAUGAAAUAUUUCUGUUUCUCGUAAACCUGAUACAGAAACUACAAUUUAAAACUCCGAUCACCCAUCCACCACCCGACCCUGAGAACUACUUGACCAACUUUACAAGAAUACCAGAUGAUUUUUAUAUUAACAUUACACCUGUUGUGUAGUUGGGAUAAUCAAAAAUUUAUUUAUUUGUUUUGCUUAUUAAAUAACAAGUUUCAAUGCUA